CGCUCCGACCUUUCUCUCUCUCUCUAUGGCGUCUUCCUGUUUCUGCCCACCCAAUCCCGCCUUCUCCCCACACUCCCACCGCAAAGCCACCCUACGUGACUUCGCCGUGCGCCUCCCUGCCUCCGCUACUCUUCCUUCUCGGUGCCGUUUGGAGUCUAAUGCUCCCAACCGACUAAAGGUGUUUGCAAGCUCCGCGGUUCCCGUGAUGGAUCAGUCUCCUCAGAGUAAAGCAUCUUCUCCCGUCCCCACGGUUGUUGAGGUUGAUUUGGGUGACCGGAGCUACCCGAUUUACAUCGGCUCUGGUCUUCUUCAUCAACCCGAGUUUCUUCAGAGCUAGUUUUUAAUUACUCUA
Ipomoea nil (Japanese morning glory) is the source of this 352-nucleotide messenger RNA. Its product is annotated as 3-dehydroquinate synthase, chloroplastic-like. The record is from RefSeq and is a predicted model, not a curated record. Lineage: Eukaryota; Viridiplantae; Streptophyta; Magnoliopsida; Solanales; Convolvulaceae. The coding region runs from base 26 to 337 and encodes 103 amino acids. The transcript is spliced from 2 exons.